Magnolia sinica is the source of this 2048-nucleotide messenger RNA. Its product is annotated as mitotic checkpoint serine/threonine-protein kinase BUB1-like. The transcript is spliced from 15 exons. The record is from RefSeq and is a predicted model, not a curated record. Gene Ontology annotation, biological process: mitotic spindle assembly checkpoint signaling; protein phosphorylation; meiotic sister chromatid cohesion, centromeric. The coding region runs from base 19 to 1620 and encodes 533 amino acids. Gene Ontology annotation, molecular function: protein kinase activity; ATP binding. Lineage: Eukaryota; Viridiplantae; Streptophyta; Magnoliopsida; Magnoliales; Magnoliaceae.
CUGUCUCUUUCCGUAUGUAUGACUUCGGUAUCUUUGGCUCCUUCCUCAUCAGUAGGGGAAAAGAAGAAGAAGAAGAUGAGGGGAGAUGCCGUCUUCCUCUCCAACAGCCCCUCACAAAAUCCCUUCCGGUCAUUAGAGAACGAGAUCUCGCUUCCUUCUGACCCCAUCUACCCAUGGAUCUGCUCCAUCACGACCGCCGCUGAUGAUUACUGCCAAAAUCCUCAAUCUGGCGUGCAUCUCCACGAGCUUUUGGAGGAAUGCAUAAACUGCUUUGAGAAUGAAGAUCGGUACAGAGACGAUGCUAGAUUCCUCAACGUUUGGCUCCUCUAUGCCGACGCGAUUCAAGAUUUUGGAAAGGUUUUUAGAAAAUUGGAGGAAAAGAAGAUCUGCCAGACUUAUUCCCGACUUUAUGGGAUCUAUGCUCUGUUUCUUGAAGUUAAGGGACAGUUGGCAGAAGCCAAUGCCAUGUAUAAGUUGGGCAUUUCAAGGAAUGCGGAGCCGCUAGAAAACCUGCAAAGAAUGCAUGCCUCAUUCCUGAACAGAAUGCGUGGAAUUGUGAAUGCAUGCUCGCUUCAGAAGAUUGAUACCGAUGAAACCGUUAAUCAUGGACAUGGAAUCAAUUUUGUAAGCCCAUGGUCCAUGUCAACCACUAACGAUCUAUUGAAGAAGAUAGAUACUCAAAUCAUGAAGUAUAAAGGAUACUAUAAGAGUGCUAAAGUCUAUUCUGGAAAGGUCUCCAUAUCUUCUUUGCGGAAUUCUUCUAGGAAUAAGGUCAUUGAGUUAGGUGGCAUAAAGUACCAAAUCAAAGGUUGCUCUGGACAAGGUGCAUUUGCCCAAGUAUUCAAAGCACAUGUGGACAAUAACCCCGAUGAUGUUGUUGCACUGAAGAUACAAAUGCCUGCUUUCCCUUGGGAGUUCUACAUGUAUCGACAACUUGAUAAGCGCAUUCCAGAUGAGGAAAGAUCAAGCUUUGGGCUUGCUUAUAAAGCACAUAUCUAUUCAGAUUGCAGCAUCCUAGUUUGUGAGUAUUUAGAUCAUGGAACACUUCAGGAUGCUAUAAAUUCCUACUUGGUGAUUGGCCAAACCAUGGAAGAAGUGCUAUGCAUAUAUUAUUCUAUAGAGAUGUUGCGCAUUCUAGAAACAUUGCAUAAUGUUGGAAUCAUUCAUGGUGAUUUCAAGCCCGACAAUUUGCUUGUUCGCAAUUCUAGGGAUAGCCUUAGUGAGGAUGGUUUUCAUGGUCGAACUGGAGCUUGGCGUGACCAGGGACUUUGCCUUGUAGACUGGGGAAGGGGGAUAGACCUAAACCUUUUCCCUGAUGGGACAGAGUUUAAGGGGGACAGUAGGACUUCUGGCUUUCGUUGUGUUGAGAUGCAAGAAAACAGGCCAUGGACGUUUCAGGUUGACACUUAUGGCCUCUGUGUUAUUGUUCAUAUGAUGCUUUAUGGAACGUACAUGUCUGUUGAAAAGAAGGCUUUACAAGACGGGAGUUAUCUUUAUCAGCCUAAAUCAUCUUUAAAACGGGGCACCGGGCUUGUUCAUACGCAACAUAUUUUAUAUGCACAUGGAAAAUUUCUAAGAGAAAUGGAACCAUUGAUCUGGCAGGCUGCCACAUGGAACUAGGAUUCUAUAAUCAUUAUAAUCAGGACUCCACUAUCCAUCGUAUUAGCCGCCUGCAAAUGGCUGUUUGAGUGAAAAAAGAUUGACGGCUACAUGCAUUGUGUGAAAUUGAACCGGUUGGACAGCUAGUAUUGUAAAUCCCCCUCAUGUUUAGGCUACAACCAAGUUGCCUUCAUGAUUUCUAUCAAAUAAAUGGUUUCAACCAUUCUGGACAUUCACCAUUUGCAAAAUGGAGAUGCUGGAGAUGAGGAAGCCUCAUAUCUCAGGUUUUGAUUAUCGUUAAUGGAGGGUCUCUUUGGCAGGCCCAAAAACAAUAUUAUAUGGGGCAUAUUGGAAAGGUAUCGACAAUUUUCAUUUUAGCCAAAAACCGCAGAAAAUAUCAGAAAAAGAAAAAGAAAAAAAAAAGCAUGUUGUAUUUUGGUCUAACCUAC